GCACUUCCUGUUUGAACUCUUGUAGUAGCAGUCAGCUGCCUGUCACCUCCACAAACCGUGUUUUGAGCCUUCUCUUUAAUUUAUCUUUUUUCUAAUGACCCGAUAGCGGUUUUGGAGGCUGAGUAGGGACGAUGCGGGUGUUUCUGCGGUGUCUUUGGGGGCUGAUUUGGGUCGGAGUGUCUGCUAACCGUGCAGGAUCUCCGGUGUUUUCUGAUGAGAUCCCCUUCAAAAUCAACUGGCCUGGGGCAGACGUCACAUUGCCAAUGUCAGGGGCCCUGUACAAAGAAGAUGACUAUGUUAUCAUGACAACUGCAGAAAAGGAGAAGUACAAGUGCUUAUUGCCGUCUUUACCCAGCACCCAGGAGAAUGAUGAGAAAGAGUACAGCGGGCCGAGCCCAGCCAUGCUGCUGGAGCCGUUAUUCAAACAGAGCAGCUGCUCCUACAGAAUUGAGUCAUACUGGACAUAUGAGGUGUGCCACGGGAAGUAUGUACGACAGUACCAUGAGGACAAGGAGACGGGGCAGAAGAUCAGCGCUCAGGAAUACUAUCUGGGAACUAUGAAAAAAAAUGAUGGUGCAGAUGCUGAAAAAGCCAAGGACUCUAAAUCAGAAGAAUCAAACACCAACACUGAGGUGCCAACUAAGAAUAUAGAGGGUCAGCUGACACCAUACUAUCCUGUAGAGAUGGGACAUGGGACUGAAUGCCUUCUGAGACAGAAUCAGCCUCGCGCCACCACAGUGCUGUACGUCUGUCACCCGGAGGCAAAACACGAGAUCCUUACUAUCGCUGAGGUCCUCACCUGUCAGUAUGAGGUGGUGGUGCUCACGCCCCUACUCUGUCCUCACCCGAAAUACAGGUUCAAGUCCUCCCCAGUGAAUGACAUCUUUUGCCAGUCUCUGGGUGACUCUCCUCUCAGGCCACAGAGUCUCUCCCAGAUGGAUCGUGAGCAGGAAGAGCUCCUUAAACCACCGUUCAGCUCAAGCAGUGAGAGGGAGGUGAGGAGAUCCAGGGAGGACACAUCUGCAGUGAAGGAGGAAGCCUAUACCUCCACCCAUAAGCCCCUGACAGUAGGUGGGCAAUCUCAGGUCACCGUUGGCACCACCCAUAUCUCUCGUCUUACUGAUGAACAGCUGAUCAAGGAGUUCCUGAGCGGCUCAUACUGUCUGCAUGGGGGUGUUGGUUGGUGGAAGUAUGAAUUCUGUUAUGGAAAGCACAUCCACCAGUACCAUGAGGAUAAAGAGCAGAGGAAGAACACUGUGGUGGUGGGCAGCUGGAAUAGGGAGGAUCAUUUGAACUGGGUCAAGAAGAAUGUAGCGCGAUCUUAUUCAAAAGACGAUGGAGCGAAAGUGAAAGUUGUCUCUCACUUCUAUGGUCAUGGAGAUGUAUGUGACUUAACAGGGAAACCAAGACAGGUUAUAGUCAAGCUGAAGUGUAAGGAAUCAGAGUCACCUCAUGCUGUUACAGUGUACAUGCUGGAACCUCAAACCUGUCAAUAUAUUCUUGGGGUUGAGUCGCCAGUAAUAUGCAAGAUCCUGGACACUGCAGAUGAGAACGGACUUCUUUCUCUCCCUAGCUAGCCUACAUCAUUGGUACUGUGAUGGAGGAAUGGACAAUAGAUUGAAGAACAAACAAUACAAUGGAGGAGGAUGGGAGGGAUGGUCUGAUAAUGUCUAACUCAAAAGAUCAUGAAGAUAGACAUGCUGAACCUCAGAGCUCAAUUUGAGAACAGUGACAACUCCCUCAUUGACUGCACUUUCUCUUGUUUGAAGACUAAAACAGGGUGGAGAUGAAACCCUUUUAAACCUGGAGAUGCAGUUGGGACUGAAUUCUCAAUGUUUUAUUAACAAAUGUCAAACCUGCUGAAGAAUACUUUUUCAACUUUCUUCAUGUUUUGGCCAUGGGAAAUGUUCUUCCAAAUGAUUCACUCAUCAAAUUAUUCACUUGCUCUGAGUCAGUCAAUAUAUGUGUUGUUCAGCUGUUUUAACCAUGCAUUUUUUAUUUGGGUAAUUCAAUGCUUGCCAUCUAGCACUGUGCUAUUGGAGACUGUUUUAAAAAAUAUUACUUUUAAAACAGUGAUUUAGCUCUGAAGAAGCUACUAACGAAAAUACAAAUUGCAUGGGAUAAUGCUUUUACGCACAGGAAAGUGAAAGUAACUAAACUGGUCUUUGGAAAUCAUUGUGUAAUUUUCAGAAUUUGUGAUGACCCUUUAAUGUAACCACUAAAACUGGUUGACAUGGUUCCAAGGUUUUCACCUAUAGGUUGCACCUGAUGCACAACAAAAAUAUAUUUGGUGAAGGGUUGCUCUUUAACGAGAAGUUUUAACUGCAGAGUUUUAACGAAGGAUUAUUAUUUAGUUGCAUUGACUAUUUUUCUGGAUGUUGCUCAGCCUGUAAAUGUGUUCAAAUGAAUAAAACAUGAGUGUCAUGUUUGGUCAUUUAA
Messenger RNA from Myxocyprinus asiaticus (Chinese sucker), 2439 nucleotides. It is a transcript of the gene erlec1, whose product is annotated as endoplasmic reticulum lectin 1. The record is from RefSeq and is a predicted model, not a curated record. The transcript has 14 exons. NCBI's taxonomy places the organism in Eukaryota, Metazoa, Chordata, Actinopteri, Cypriniformes, Catostomidae. Gene Ontology annotation, biological process: endoplasmic reticulum unfolded protein response; retrograde protein transport, ER to cytosol. Gene Ontology annotation, cellular component: endoplasmic reticulum lumen. The coding region runs from base 132 to 1577 and encodes 481 amino acids.